Molecule: messenger RNA, 1975 nt
Organism: Anthonomus grandis grandis
Lineage: Eukaryota; Metazoa; Arthropoda; Insecta; Coleoptera; Curculionidae
Product: major facilitator superfamily domain-containing protein 9-like
Exons: 5
Coding region: 740-1930 (396 amino acids)
Biological process (GO): transmembrane transport
Molecular function (GO): transmembrane transporter activity
Source: RefSeq, a predicted model, not a curated record
GUGUUCGUAGUAAUAAUACUUAAAAUGACAGUUAGUUAAAAUAGAAAUAGAAAUAGUUAGUUAAAACAGACUAGUUAAAAUGACACAGUAUGGAUGUUUUUGUAUUUUCAUAAGUGUCCAAGCCUCCUUUUCCAAAAUGAAAAUCUACAUAAAAAUACAAUUUUAAAGAUAUAAUUGACGUCAUAAUUUCCAUCCUCCUGCCGACGGCCGUCUUAAGAAAAAACAGAAGAUGAAAUGUGAAACCUGAUGAAAACAAAAUUAAUGAUUAUUUUGAAAAACUAAAACGUUGCUAAAACAUCAGUAAAUUAAUCUACCUUUUUGAAAAUAACUCAAGAGCUACUAGAUUUAAACCCAAAUCAAACAGCAUUUAGUUACAAAUAAUUUUGUUUAAAACCUUUUUACUAUUUUUCUUUCUUUUUGGUUUCCAAGAUCGCAAUACGUUAACCUUCAAAUCCUGAUUCACCGUAUAUUUUUAAAUCUUGAUUAAGUAUACAAAAUCAAUCAUUAAAGUUCAUAACUAUGCUGUUUAAAAGAUAAAAACAUUAUCAAUUUCACCUAUAUCAAUUCCGUAAAUCAGCUGAUAUCUGUAACUGAUUAUCUACAUUGAAGGCCACGCCAUAUAGUAAUUUAAAAUAAAUUUCUAUCAUCAUCUUCGGUCAAUGUUAUAAUCACACAUGCUGGGAAUCGGCAUGGAACGUAUUUUAUUAUUAAAUUUAUUUUUAGCAUCACUAUUUUAAUAAUGAUUUGGCUGUAUACUUUGUUCGCCUUGGAGGUUUUGAAUAUAGCAGUCUUUCUUCCAGUCUUUGGUGCAUUUGCUAGAUCCCUGGGUGCAACACCAUCUACUCUUAGCUUUAUAGACUCAAGUUGUGCUUUGAUUACUCUACUUUGGAACCCGAUUAUUGGAAGUUUAAGUGACCAGAUUGGUAGGAAAGGGCUUUUGAUAAAAUGUUUAGCAGCAAGUGUGACCGGCAGUAUUAUUAUGGCUGCAUCUCCUUCUCUACUAGUAGUUUUUGUAGGGCGGCUCAUUGGAGCAUUGGGUGGGUCAGUAGGGAUCCUUUUAAGAUCUAUCGUAGGAGAUAUUUUUGAAUCACCAGAUGACAAAAAGACAUUCUUUAGCCAGAGCGCGCCGUUUAUUUCAGUGGCCUUUUUAGUUGGUGCACUGUCAGGUGGGUUUUUAAGUGAAGCACAACAUGGCUAUAGACUAUCAUUUUUACUUAUGGCGAGUGUUAUGGGGACUGCUGCCAUCUUGGCCCAGUGCUUUAUACCAGAUGACACAAAAACGAUACCCGAAAAAUCGUCUAAAAAUAAGAAAAAUGAAUCCCUUUUAAAAAGUGGCCUAAAUGAACUAAAAACUGCCUCUGCCGAUAUAAAAAGCUUAUCCUGGUCUAGAUACAAAACCAUAUUCAUCAUUAAAGCAUCUUAUGACUUUGCCACUUCUUUAAUUAUGACCAAUGUUGGUUUAAUUCUAUUAAACGAAUAUGAAAUUCAAGGACGUUAUUUGGGUUACACAUUCUUACUUAUAAGUGUUAUUUCUAUAAUAGCAAAUAUACUACAGCUAAGACUUAAAAGCAUGUUUGAUAAUAUCUCAGAUUAUGAAAUUUUAAUGAAAGGAGGUUUGGUAAUAAUAGUAUCUUUUAUUGGAAUGAGCAUAGCCAGUUCAGUUUUUGUAUUUUUGUUUUUCCUAGCAGGCAUGUUUUUAAUUAAAGCUUUUGUGGAUACGAUAUUAGUUCAAAUGAUAACCACAAAAACUGAAGAAAAUGAUCGCGGAAAGGUUAUUGGAGCAUUUGAAAAUCUCGUGCCCCUAGCAGGUUUUUUUGCACCACUGGUGUGUGGGCUAUUGACUGCAAUCUGCGGCCACAGGUUAUUAAUAUUGUCGGCAUCAUUGCCAUUGAUGUAUUCUAUAAUUAUUGCUAAAAAUAAAAUAGAAUAAAUUAGUUCUUGUAAUUUAUUAAUAAAGAAACAUUGUUAAAUUACA